Molecule: messenger RNA, 2717 nt
Organism: Neolamprologus brichardi
Lineage: Eukaryota; Metazoa; Chordata; Actinopteri; Cichliformes; Cichlidae
Source: RefSeq, a predicted model, not a curated record
GUCGAACCAGACUGUGAUGCAGAUGUGAAGCAGUUUGUCAUGCGCGACUUCUACGUUGAUGACGGACUCAAAUCUCUACCUACUGUUGAAAAGGCCAUAUCUCUACUCCAAAGAACCUGAGAUGCACUUGCAAACUCAAAUUUAAGACUGCAUAAAAUAGCAGCAAACAGAAAGGAAGUUCUAGAGGCAUUCCCGACUCAAGAUCAUGCCAAAAACCUAAAAAACCUAGACUUUGAAGGUGAUUCAGUGCCCAUGCAGCGUAGCCUAGGUCUCCUCUGGGACCUAAGUAAAGACUGCUUCACCUUUUGAAGUAUAUGAUGAGUCAAAGCCCUUUACUAGACGAGGUGUUCUAUCAACAAUAAACAGCCUCUAUGAUCCGCUGGGCUUUGUAGCACCAGUCACCAUACAGGGAAAGUCAAUUCUACGUGAACUUACAGCUGAAAAUGGGGACUGGGAUGCUCCACUGCCUCCCAAAAUGGAAGAGUCCUGGACACAGUGGAAAGACUCACUCAAAGACCUGCCUAACAUGACCAUUCCCAGAGCAUACACAGACAUUUCCCCUUCAACAGCCGUGAAAAAAGAGUUGUGUGUUUUUUCAGACGCAUCUACCAAAGCCAUAGCUGCAGUGGCCUAUUUAAAAGUGACAGAUGCAGAAGGACACAGUCAAGUAGGCUUCGUAAUGGGUAAGGCUAAGCUAGCACCACGCCCAGAUCAGACUAUUCCAAGAUUAGAGCUUAGUGCUGCCGUUUCAGCGGUUGAGCUCGCAGAUCUUAUCUCAGAUGAACUUGACUGUAAACUAGAUCACACUACCUUCUACACAGAAAGUAAAGUAGUCCUAGGUUACAUCUACAACGAGUCUAGAAGAUUUUAUGUCAAUGUCAGUAAUCGUGUGACUAGAAUCCGCAGAUCUUCUCAGCCAUGCCAGUGGCACUAUGUAGCUAGCAGUCAGAACCCUGCAGAUCACGCCACUCGUUCUGUUCCUGCAUACCAGCUGCCACUUAGUAACUGGCUCACUGGCCCUGACCUUUUGCAUCAGAUUCAGAGUUCCCUAAAUGACUCCUAUGACCUUGUAGAGCCCAGCAUGGACUCAGACGUAAGACCUCAGGUAACUGCACUCAAAACAACAGCCUCAACUAAAGAACUGGGCUCAGACAGAUUUUCUACCUGGAAAUCCCUCACACGUGCUCUUACUAGACUAAUACAUGUCAUCCACAACUUCAAAUCACCACCAAGCAAAGCCAAUCAUUGUCAUGGCUGGCAUUACUGUGAAACGGGACUUACUGUGGAUGAGUUAAACCAAGCUCAGAACCUUGUCAUUCGAGCAGUACAGCAGGACGUGUAUGCUGAAGAGAUCAAGUGUGUGCAAAAACAUGGAUAACUACCCAAAACCAGUCCUCUCAAAACCUUAGACCCCUAUCUGGACAAAGAAGGACUCCUUAGAGUAGGUGGUCGCAUCAGAGACUCAAACAUUAGCCAAGGUGAGAAAAACCCUCUCAUAGUUCCUGGCCACCACCAUGUUGCAGCGCUUCUCAUAAAGUACUACCACGAACAGACCCAGCAUCAGGGUCGCCUUUUCACAGAAGGAGCCGUUCGCUCCGUAGGAUGGUGGAUAGUGGGCGGUAAAAGAAAAGUGAGCACAAUCAUCCAUCAUUGUGUUGCCUGCAAAAGAUUUCGUGCCCCGUUGAGCACACAAAAAAUGUCAAACCUCCCUCCAGACCGUCUCACAACGGAUCCUCCAUUCACGAAUGUGGGCUUAGAUGUGUUUGGUCCGUGGUUUGUGUCUUCACGACGUACAAGAGGAAGCGUCAAUCAGAAUAAAAGAUCCAAGUGACCCCUUCAUCUUGACUCCAGCUGUUCUCCUGACUCAAAAGGUAGCACCCCUUCAGGCUCCAGCUGAAAAGUUCACAGCAUCAGACCUCUACAAACAUCAGUGGCGCCAGGUUCAGCACCUGUCGAACAUCUUCUGGGACAAAUGGAGAAAAGAGUUUCUCCCUACCCUCCAGCCACGCCGCAAAUGGCAGUCUAGCCAGCCUAACGUGAGCUUAGGAAGUGUUGUGGUACUCAAAGACAGUCAAGUGCCAAGAAAUGAAUGGCCUCUUGGUCUCAUAACUAAGGUGUUCCCAAGUAAAGAUGGUAAAAUACGUACCAUUGAAAUUAAGGUAGCUAAAUCAGAUGGUACAAAGGUGUUAACAUUAGUAGUUGUAUUAUUAAUGGAGUUUUGCAUAUUUUAUGUAGUCACUUUCUGAAGUGUGGAUUUUGACCAGGCACCCCUAGUACAGGAAUGUCUGGAACCAGCUCUCCUUUUAAAGUCUCUGAUCCUAUGAGUAUUACCCAUUAGGCAAACAGAACUUGGAUGGAGCCUGGUAGGAGGCUCGCCCAGCUCUAGAUGAAGCCAUGCUUGCCAGGGUGGCCUUGCAAUCCCCAAGCAUCUGUAAAUUUGUAAGGCCAGAGUAACCUGUAAGAACCCUUUGAGUGAUAUUAUGAUAAUACACAUUUUUACCUUUACUGUUUAACCAUGUCAUGGUCCUGGGUUGAUGACCCAGUGUUUUGAGUUUUGUAUCAUUAUUGAACCUUGAUUUUGUCAUUGUUUAUCCUCUUUUGGUUUCUGUUUCUGUGUUCCAUGGUUGCUGUCUCCCCUAGUCAAGUCCAUGUCUGUUAUGUUUCCUGUUUUACUUUGAAAGUCUGUGUCUUAUGUCAGUGUAUUGAGUUUUACUUCC